Messenger RNA from Oryza brachyantha (malo sina), 1274 nucleotides. RefSeq names its product lactoylglutathione lyase. Bases 107 to 982 code for a protein of 291 amino acids. Lineage: Eukaryota; Viridiplantae; Streptophyta; Magnoliopsida; Poales; Poaceae. Gene Ontology annotation, cellular component: cytoplasm. The record is from RefSeq and is a predicted model, not a curated record. Gene Ontology annotation, molecular function: lactoylglutathione lyase activity; metal ion binding. The transcript has 9 exons.
CUUGCUGUUCCUGCGCCACCGCGACGCCACGCCCACGCCCGCGGCGAGACACGAACCGAACCUCUCCACCACUCCUCCCACCGGAGCGCCGCCGCGGUUCGCAGGAAUGGCAAGUGGUAGCGAAGCAGAGAAGUCGCCUGAGGUUGUGCUGGAGUGGCCUAAGAAGGACAAGAAGAGGCUUCUUCAUGCUGUUUACCGAGUUGGAGAUUUGGAUCGCACCAUUAAGUGUUACACAGAAUGCUUUGGGAUGAAGUUGCUGAGGAAAAGAGAUGUUCCUGAUGAGAAAUAUACGAAUGCAUUUCUUGGGUUUGGACCUGAGGACACCAACUUUGCACUUGAAUUGACAUACAAUUAUGGUGUUGACAAGUAUGAAAUCGGAGCGGGAUUUGGGCAUUUCGCUAUUGCAACUGAGGAUGUGUACAAAUUGGCUGAGAAAGUUAAAUCCAGUUGUUGCUGCAAGAUCACUCGUGAACCUGGUCCUGUAAAGGGAGGAUCCACUGUUAUUGCCUUUGCACAGGAUCCGGAUGGCUACAUGUUUGAGCUUAUCCAGAGGGGUCCGACGCCUGAGCCUCUUUGCCAAGUUAUGCUUCGUGUGGGUGACCUUGAUCGCUCUAUCAAGUUCUAUGAGAAGGCCCUUGGUAUGAAGCUGCUGAGGAAGAAGGAUGUACCUGACUAUAAGUAUACCAUCGCCAUGUUGGGCUAUGAUGAUGAGGAUAAGACAACUGUUAUUGAGUUGACAUACAACUAUGGUGUCACAGAAUAUAGCAAGGGCAAUGCAUAUGCUCAGGUUGCUAUUGGCACUGAAGAUGUCUACAAGAGUGCUGAGGCUGUCGAGCUGGUUUCAAAGGAACUAGGGGGAAAGAUUUUGCGGCAACCAGGCCCACUACCAGGGAUCAACACAAAGAUUGCCUCUUUCCUUGACCCUGAUGGCUGGAAAGUGGUUUUGGUUGAUAACUCCGACUUUCUCAAGGAACUCCAGUGAAGAUGAGAUGGCCCAAAUGCUGUGCUAGGAGGCAAAGUGCAAACCUUAUGUAGUAGUGCCAGUGCAAUGUAAUAAAGAAGUGGUUUCCUCUCCAUGAACAAAAAUAAAUACUGGUACAGGUGUUGUGCGUAUGUUAGUAUUGCCUGGGUUUGGCUGUGCAUCCGCUAUGCGUUGCUACCUGUAGCAGCAUGAAAGUUGAGUGUUGUUUGUGACAAGGACCAGUUUCCAGUUGAGCUGUGUUUCCUUAUCUGUUCUGAUUGCCUCUGCCUGCUGGCUGCAGUUUUUUCUUGCA